CAAUUCAGCCUCCAGUUGACUCUUUAACCAAGAUGGGAUUUAUUGAUGAUGUCAAGACUUCAUUGUCCAAGGCAGUGUUUACUCCAUCUACUCUGUUGUCUGGAUGCAGGGGUCUACACAUGGCUCAGGUCAGCCUCUCUGUGGCCACCUUCUUCCAGGGUUGUUUCAGAGGGGGCAGCAGCCACACCUACUGGAACUAUGCUAUGUUUUCCUGGGCUUUUUGCCCCAUAAUGACGCUCUUCAUCACCAUUAUUGAGAUGUUCAAGCUUGAUAUCCUCCUCAAAUUCUGCAUGGACUAGGCUGACUUCACCACAGGAGUGGCCAUGUCGUCCUCAUUGAGGACCGUCUCUGUCGCCGUCACUUACGCUAACUUCUAUGCCUGCUGGAAAUGCCUGUAUGGCUUGGUAGUGAGUGCGUUCGCCUUCUUGUGUGGCUUUGUCUACACCCUCGAAGUGGUGAAAGAUAAAUUCAUGGACAAGAAGAAAAGGACUUACUUGGCUGCUCUGCCUGGAUUCAUCAAGGUUCUGGAGGCUUUUGUAAGCUGUAUGAUUUUUGUGUCCCUCACUGGCUACAAAGACAAACCAGCGCUGAUCAUUUGUGUCAUAGCGUACAUCAUCCCUUUCCCCAUCCUCCCUCUGAUCAUAGCCACCAACAUCCUGAAGAAACUGAGGAGCUGUUUGCCCUUUAACCUGGACAGGUUUGUGUUUCUAUUCCUGGUGAUCUCUGUUCUGUUGUACCUGCUCACUGCUAUCCUGUGGCCGGUUUUCAUGUUCAGAAACAAUCCUCGUCCCAGUGACUGCCAGCCUAGCUUUUGUGUAUGGGCCAUUCAGUUCAUGGUGGCUUUUUUUUUUACAUAUGUCAAUCUCAUUCUUUUCACUGUGGAUCUCAUUUUCACUCUUCUUGGGAUCUGUGGCUUUAAACGCACGUAAAUGCUCUGUUACGUUUUUAUUUAGAACAUUUUCCUGUGUAUGAAUGCUACUAUUUGGAUACUUUAAUAUAUCAUGUUUGAUUAUUUUGCAUUUUAUAGUUUGUGAAUCAACACUUGAAUACUCAUUUUUGUUUGUUUGUUGUUUUUUUUAUGGAUGAUGGAAUUUGGCCUGGAAAAAUCAGCUCAAGCAUUUUACUUGUCUUUUUGUGGUUUCUAUUAUUUUUAACACCAGCAAAAAAAAAAUAAAUAAAUAAAAAGGAAAAGGUUUAAAUUUGUCUGACACAGAUGUGACUAAAACACACAUAUUUUGGAUCCUAUGCACUUUCCGCUACCGGGUCGGUAACGAGAUGGCAUCUGCUUGGAAUAGCAGCAGUCACCGGUCACUUUUUGAUCAUUUUUUUUAUCUUUUUAACAUUUAAAUGUUUGUUCUUGUGAAGAAUCUUGUGAUUUUUAUCUACAGA
Molecule: messenger RNA, 1389 nt
Organism: Nothobranchius furzeri (turquoise killifish)
Lineage: Eukaryota; Metazoa; Chordata; Actinopteri; Cyprinodontiformes; Nothobranchiidae
Product: myeloid-associated differentiation marker-like protein 2
Cellular component (GO): membrane
Source: RefSeq, a predicted model, not a curated record